AUGGCUAGGACUAAGAAACGAAGAAAUUCCAGCAGCAGCCGACUUAUUGAUGAACCAAUUGAUGAGCAUAUGGAAAACCAGUCUAUAAGAGUGGAAGAGCUUCAGAACAUAGAUGAUGAGACUGAUGGUGAUGUGGAGGUAAAAAAAACACGAGGGCCAACAUAUAUGACAAGUGUUUGGGGUCAGCCCACAUCGCAUCGUUAUAAAGUUAAAUUCAACAAACUUGGCAAACCAGUGGGCAAACAUAAAUCAAGAUUUACAGAGUUCUUGGGUACAAUAUCAAGAAAUGGUUCAUAUGCCCCAAUUGACGUCCAAGAUUGGCGAAAAAUUGACAAUUCUCGGAAGAAAGACAUGUUAAAGAUUGUCAAGGAAAAAUUUGAUGUCCCUCCCAGUGCAAAAAUUUGGAUUCUUCGUGCUUUGGGCAAGUAUUGGAGAAAUUGGAAGGCAUGGAUUAAAGCAACAUACUACAAGCCAAAUAUACAAGUUGAAACUCAAAUGCUCAAUUUAGAUGUGAGAGUGGUAAAAGAUCAAUAUAAAGUCAUUGCUGAUUAUUGGGAGUUAGAAGAAACAAAGAAGAAAAACUUAGGCCGCAAUCCUUCACGAGUUGAAAUGUUCAAUCACUGCUACACUGAUAACAAAGGAAACCCAUCUAGUAGUGCAGCAGCUAAUAUUAUGCUUGCAAUGAAUGACAAGGUUAGUCAAUUGCCUCCUGAUACUGAAGAUUCUAUUGGAAAAAAUGAUGUAUUUGCACAAGUAGUUGGGCAAGACAAGCAUGGGCAUGUACGGAUGUAUGGUUUUGGUAUAUGUCCAACUGAUGUGUGGGGUGAUGAACCUAGUCGAAGUGGAUCUCAGCGACUAGUGUUGGAUCAAAAACAUGAAAUAUUAGAGAUGAAGGCAAAAUUUGCUCAGCAAGAGGAACAAAUUAAAGAUCAAGCAAGAGAACUUGCUAACCUGAAAGCUUAUUUAGAGCAACAAAAUGGUCAUAACUUGCUGAAUCAAUCAAGAAUCACUUCAACAUCAUCUAAUCAUAUCUCAACCUCAAGUUCCAGUCUUAGACCUCUUAAAGAGGGAGACUGGAUUUCUCUUUUUAGCUUAGAUGAGCCAACAAAAGUUGUGGCAAUUGGACGACUUCAAUCCCUUGAUCCUUCUACAAUAGUUGGGGGCCAACCACUAGGUUCGAAUUGGUGUGAAGUACUAGUUCAAGUUGUGGUUGAACGUGAUGAGCAUUUGAUUAGGCCUUAUGUGCCUUUGCAGACAAUUGCUGAUUCAAUUGGUGCUCCUAUAGCUUGGCCAACAAAACUAGUGAAAUUAUAUGAUGCAGCACUGGUUUAG
Molecule: messenger RNA, 1332 nt
Organism: Coffea arabica (coffee)
Lineage: Eukaryota; Viridiplantae; Streptophyta; Magnoliopsida; Gentianales; Rubiaceae
Source: RefSeq, a predicted model, not a curated record